UUCAUUUGUAUUCAUUUCUUCCACAUCGAAAGCGAAUCGUUUAAUAUUACGAUGCUAUCCUCAUUAUCCCAACUAACAUGAUCCUGCCCGUGGUUAAGACAGCACUAUUAAGGUCAAGCCCAUAAAUGCGCAACAAAAUUUCAGCAAACGGAAUACAUUAUGUCCUAUUAAUACCUAACCGCCAAGUAUUUGAUAAGCUCAUGUUGGUUUGUUUGAAAGGUCGAAAUGAAGUGAAGAGCCGUUGCGCAGUUAAAGAUUAAGCAAAAAUGAAAAUCACUUCAUUGAAAACCACGUCACUGAGCAAAAACAAUUGCAAAAUAUCAGUGGCAACACGGCAUGUGAGCUAGAAAUACUUCAGCAAAGUUGAUCAUCAAUCACCAAAUUGCAAGAUACUGGUUGUAAAAUGACAAAAAAGUUAGGCAGCCGAAGAGCUUGGCAGCGUUAAUGACAUUGCGGAAGAAAAACAUUUGUAGGCGAAAAAGUGCAUAACAAUUAAUUUUGAAAUGUCAAUCAAAGUCACAGGGGCGAAAAAGCGCGCGAAAAAACUAUAGAAAAGCGUGAGACGGUUAGUUGUGGUACCAUUGCAGAAAGAAUGCCCAGAGCAGGAGCGACCGGUAAUUCUACUCGCGAUGCGAGUUACAAGAAGAGGAACACUGGAAGAAAAAAGAAACCAGGAGAAGGAGCUGUUCAAAAGAAAACAAAAAUCCAAAACAAACGUAAAGCACCACAAGCGGGCAACACUGGAAGCAAAAAGAAACAAAGGCGCGCAACGACUCCACAGAACUCUGUGACGGUUAUUCGUGAUACCAUAGAAAGAAUGCUCAGAGCAGGAGCGAAGAAGAACACUGGGAGAAAAAAGAAGCCAGCGGAAGGAGCUGUUCAAAAGAAAACCAAAAUCCAAAAGAAACACUCCAAAGAUGAGCUUUUUGGAAGAGAACUAAUGAAGCCCUUCACAAGGACUGAUGUGUUCCUUAUUCUCAAGUUUCUGGAAUUAUCUACAGUUUGGAAACGUUGCACACCUUUGAUAGACUGUUUUAUUCUUAUUAAGUAAAUGGUUGUAGGUUACUGAUCUUUGUAAGUUUGAGAAAGUUUUCGGUUUAAGAGUACAGUGCAUGAAAUGCUUAGUUUUUGGUUGAGUUUGUUACUUCGAUUGAAUUUGCGGAUUUUUUCAAGUACUCUGCGAUUUUUUACAUUUUUUGGCUUAGCGCUGUUUUAUUUGACUUGAUAAGAAAGCGAUGUAAUGCUUCAGUUACAAAUUCGCUUGUGGAUGGCGCAAAAAUGUAGAGGACUUAGAGGAGAUAGAGGCAAUAAACUUGACAUAGAAAGUGA
Molecule: messenger RNA, 1329 nt
Organism: Pocillopora verrucosa
Lineage: Eukaryota; Metazoa; Cnidaria; Anthozoa; Scleractinia; Pocilloporidae
Source: RefSeq, a predicted model, not a curated record